AUGCUCGUGUUAAAGUCCUGUGUUGUUCCUUUGAGGAGCGUUACUCGCUCUGCAAUUAGUCUUAAUCUCCGACGAACACUUCAGACAGGAACCGCGGCAGGAGAAACCGAACAAUGCUUUAUAGAGAAUUUAUCAGGAGAUGAUAAAGGAAUAUCUAUACUGUGUAUCGAUCGACCGAGAGCUAAAAACGCUCUUUCGAGAAAAUUGAUUGAAAGCUUUCGUAAAGCCGUUGGAAUAUUAAAACAUGACAAUGAGACUAGAGUGGUAUUGUUGAAAAGUAUGGUUCAAGGUUCUUUUUGCGCAGGAGCCGAUCUAAAGGAGCGUGCGACGAUGUCUGUAGAUGAAGUCAAACAAUUUCUUCACACAGUCCGGGUUUCAUUCCAUGAGCUCGAAGCUCUCCCCAUUCCGACUAUUGCAUUGAUUGAUGGCGUCGCGUUAGGCGGCGGACUUGAGCUAGCAUUAUGUUGUGAUAUGAGAGUUGCAGGAGAGCAUGCGAAGGUUGGGCUACCGGAAACAAAAUUGGCUAUUAUUCCUGGGGCGGGCGGCACACAGCGAUUGAGUAGAUUAAUUGGGCUUGCCAGAGCCAAGGAGUUAAUUUACACUGGGCGAAUACUUGAUGCCCAGCAAGCAUUGAAAGAAGGCAUCGUGAAUUAUGCAGCCAAGGAAGGGUCAGGAUACCAAAUAGCUCUAAAUUUGGCAAGAGAGAUCUUGCCUGGUGGACCGAUUGCACUCCGAAUGGCAAAGGUAGCGAUCGAUCAUGGGAGCCAACUUGACCUAGAUGCGGGCCUGAAAGUGGAGCAGUCGUGCUAUGAUCAGGUCCUUCCAACAGAAGAUCGUAUUGAGGCACUCAAGGCAUUUGCGGAAAAACGCCGUCCUGUAUUCAAGGGUCGCUAA
This is a messenger RNA of Paraglomus brasilianum, 894 nucleotides long. Lineage: Eukaryota; Fungi; Glomeromycota; Glomeromycetes; Paraglomerales; Paraglomeraceae. The record is from the annotation of a GenBank genome assembly.